Molecule: messenger RNA, 4786 nt
Organism: Hemicordylus capensis (graceful crag lizard)
Lineage: Eukaryota; Metazoa; Chordata; Lepidosauria; Squamata; Cordylidae
Product: astacin-like metalloendopeptidase
Exons: 11
Coding region: 90-4775 (1561 amino acids)
Biological process (GO): proteolysis
Cellular component (GO): membrane
Molecular function (GO): metalloendopeptidase activity; zinc ion binding
Source: RefSeq, a predicted model, not a curated record
UUUGCUUGUAGUAUUUUCUCUGUUGCUUUGGUAGAGUAACUGGCUGAAUUGUCAAAGUGGUUGCAAAGUCUGAGGGCUGUUCCUCAGCCAUGGGUGUGACCCGUGGCACUUGGCCUAUAUGCUUAGGUCUUCUUGGGCUACUGUCAGAGCUAAGACUUCCAGAGGCUUCAGAAAGCCAUUUCCUGGUGGAGGGCGAUAUCCUCAAAGUGAAUCCUUUCAGGAUGUUUUCAUCUGCCAACCCAAGAUGGCCAAAGAAGGGAGGCAUUGUCCAAGUCCCUUAUGUAAUCUCCUACAAAUAUGAUAAAUCCAGUGUGGAGACGAUCAUGGAAGCGUUUGAAGAAUUUUUGCGGGUCACUUGUGUCAAGUUCGUCCCCUAUUCCUACCAGAGGGACGUCAUCUCCAUUGCUCCGCUCUCUGGCUGCUUCUCCAACGUUGGACGCAUUGGGGGACUGCAAGUGGUGUCACUGGCUCCAGCUUGCCUCAGGAGGGGUAAAGGGAUGGUCCUCCAUGAACUAAUGCAUGUCUUGGGCUUUUGGCAUGAGCAUUCUAGAGCUGGCGGAGACACAGACCCCGGCAUCUCCUGGAGUGAAAUCUUGACUAGAUGUGAAACAAACUUCAUGAAAUCUUGGAAUACCAACAUGUUGGUUGCCUAUGACUGCUCAUCUAUCAUGCACUAUGGCAGGAAUGCCUUCAGCAUGACCGGCUUGCCCACAACUGUACCACUCUCCAGCUCUUACAUCAUCCUUGGACAAAGAUGGAACCUGAGCAACUCAGAUAUUGCCAGAGUCAACAAGUUCUACAAGUGUUUUCAAGCAGCAGCACAGCCAGAAACAUCGGAUGGAAGACCUGAGAAUGUAACUGGUUUUGUCCCAAGCUCAAUGGAACCAGAAAGCAAGGACUACAUCCCUACUGCCUGGAGUUCGGUUCCUUCUGCCACGGAAGAGGCUCGUUCUGCCAGCGAGACUGUUCAGGAGCUGCAAGAGCUGGCCCAAGUGGGCUCCACCCUGCCACCCAACAGGAGUGUUGAGGAAGCCUCUAGUGUUGCAGAAGCCCCGAUGAGAACUCUAGCACCCGGAAUGGAGAGGCGUAACCCAAGUACAGUGUCUCCAGGGGCUCCGAGCAAAGCAUACCUCAUGAUGUCAGAAGGACUGCCACAUAACACCCGGCUCUUGGAAAUGGAGACUAAAAUGACAGCCAGCACUGCUGCCCAGAAGAGCAGUGAGCCGCAAGCUCUGCAGAACCCAACCCGUGGCUCUGGAGUGCUGAGAAUCCAGUCUCCAAGCUACACACAAAGUGGGCAAAGUCCCAUUGAAGGAACAAGAGCUAAUCAAGGAAUUGCACUUGCAGCUUACACUCGUACCAAAAGCACAGUGCCUCCGUUUAGCCUCGGCAAGGGAGCUGCAAGAAGGCUUGAUAGGCUGGUGCAGAGCACUCUCCUUUCUGGAUCAAGAGCCAUGGAUGUGGGGCAGAUCACAGAACUACCUUCCCCUAUGGAGACAGGAAUCGAUGAGUCUGAAAAUGGCUCGCCCAGCUCAAUCAAGGGGGGACCUUUCACUGUGGUGGAAAACCAAACCAAAGAAGGUAUGGAUCUCUUCCAUCCAGCCACAAGUCACUCCAGAAGCAAAACUGGCCACCUUCAGGAUAUGCACUCUGUGGAAGGCAUACAAGAUAAAGCAGUGAGCUCUUCCUACAUGACACCCUCUCGGAGAGCCCCUGGAAGUACAGUAGUCCCAAAUGCUGGAGCUUCUUCCAAUCCCCCAGACAGUGAAGCAAGAAGCCAGGCACUCUUCACUAUCAGCAGCCACCGUGGAAUAGUGGGGAAGGAAGAAAAAGGCUUCUACAACAAGGAGCCAGCUUUCACACUGGCCUCCCAUAGUAGGAAACCCUCUGUGGCACAGGAACGAGAAUAUGGGAUGCUUCCUACUGAUGGGGAUCGAGGCCUUGGAAGUUCACGGGCUCAAAGUCAACAUCUUGAUAGGCUCAGGGCCCCUACUGGAGAGCCAUCCCCUUGGGCAACAACUGCAGGUGAUUCGGCUGAUUCAAGACAAAAGGAACCUUUCUCUGAGAGCAGUCCAAUGGGGUCCACUUCCAUAGAAAUGGGCACAAUCUUUCCUCUGCCCCUCACUCAUCAGACAAGAAAGGGCUACAGACAGGGAGUGUUGGCACAUACACCUUUGGGACCAGUCUCUGAGACUGAGCAGGUGAUGCACGAGACAUGGCCCCUCCUGAGGUCCCAUGAGACACCUAGAAGUGCAGCUGCCGAAACAGUGGUGGGAAUCCCACCGGUCCAGCUUGAACUCCAGACUGAAAGGGGGCACCUGGAAGGAACCGCAUGGCCCAUGUCUAAAACUGGGGGAGGGGCAAACGCGGAGCUGCCCAGCCAAGCUCCUGUGCAGGAAGAACAGGCUUUACUAGCAACUGAAAUGGAGCAAGCCAUGCAUUCUACAGAGGAGACCUCUCCACUGAAACUCUCUUGGUCUCCAAGCUCUAGGCCAGCUCAGAGGAGACACACAGCUUCAUCACUGCAACCAAGAAACAUGGAAGGCUAUAGCUCUAGUGCCCAUGCUGCAGGAUGGACUGCAAGGGUGCAUGCUGAAGAAUCACUAAAGCAUGCCACAGAAGCAGCAACUAUGGAAAGCCUGUCUCGUGGGCAGAAGGCUAGUGUUGGCCAUGAGGAAGAACCUGGAGGCAAAAGGCCUGCAGGAACUGAACUCCCCAAAGAAGCCAAGACCCACAAAAGAGCAUCUCUGUGGCAAGUACUGCCCACGGCAUCACUUGGGAGCCAAAUUCUCAGAAACCCUGAGUGUGGUAUGGCAGAAACCAGACAACAGGAACAACCUCCUCCUCCCCACUCAGUUGGAACUAGUAUUGCUGGAACAGGAGAUGGUGGUCAUGGCCAAGCCAAGAAUUCUACUGGGCUGAGAACAGUACCCUCUCAAAGCCAAUGCAGAGGGAGAGUGGCUGGCUCUUCAUACAUGAAGCCUGCUACCAAGAGGCCAGCUUCCUUGGACAUACCACUGGAAAAUGAGGCUACUCAGGAAUCCAAGUCAGGUGCAGAAACCAAAGGACACAGCUCUGUCUCAAAAGGGAGAUCUCUCCCCAAAGAGAGUGAGAAGGUAUUGUCUGUCCCAGAAACAAGUACUUCUCCCAGCUGGAGGAGAGACACCAAAAAUCGAAGAGAGGAAAAUGGAAUGGGCCAUUACCCACAACCUCUGGAAGAGACUUCAUUGGCAGUAAUGAGUGAACUUACAAAGCCACAUAAAAGGACUCCAGAGAGUACUAUAGCAAGUGAUCAAGGAACUGCUAAAACUACCAGUGCUGGUUCUUCCCACUUCUCCACCACCUUGGCUUUUGGCAACCCAACUCUGCAGGGAGUGCAAGAACCCCGACGUUCUCUUCGUUUAGGAGGAACAGGAUCAGAAUCUGUACCAAAUGAUGGGGGGCCACCUGUAAAAUAUUUGGAAUCUGCCACUGAAAGAAAAGGCUCCUCUAGAGAAAUAACAAGCCCUUUUGCAGAAGGGAGACCGUCUGAGCCAGCAAAUGCAACAGAAAAGUCUUACCAUGGGAUUAAAUGGGCCACAACCCAAGGCUGGAAAGAUGCACUUGAAAAAAGUAGGGACACCACUUCUCCCUUAUCUGAAGCACAGCCAAUGGCCUUGAUUCAUGGCAUUAAUGAAGGGACAGCCGUGCCCCUGACCGCCCCAGAAUCUCCCACACUUCUAAACUAUAGAAAGGGGCCUGCUGGUCGCCAUUCUACAAAGGAAACUCUACAAUCCAGACAAGCCUCUGAAACGCAGACUGUAGUGAAUGGAGGAGAAAUCACUGUGAGCAGCAUGAUGGAAGGGAAACCAGAGCAAGAUGGUGGUCCCUCUGUCGUCAACCCCAAUUUCCUUCAUUAUAUUGACAAGAGGUCUCUGCCAGAGAUAAUGGCAAGAACCUUGGUACUGGCGUUGCCACAAGAGGAGGACUGCAAUUGUGAGCCACUGGGGCUGAAUUGCAGGUGUCUAAAUCCCAGUAAACCAACAGUGGCUGGUUCUGUGAAGACAAAAGCAUUCCUGAAGAAACAUGUCCUCAGAACCAUGAUGGCGGCGGCAGCGGCUCUUGGGAAUGGGCACAAGCCUGAAAAAGCUGUAGGGAUGUCUGCUUCAAACAUUGAAUUGCCACAUCUUUGUAGGAAGUUGCCUUCUGCAGUGGAAAUGGCAGGAAAUGACCUGCCGGCCCCUCGAAGAACAAUGAAGGCAGCACAGCCCCUCUUCUGUUCCUUUGAGCAAGACUUGUGUGGCUGGGAGCAGAGUAAGGAAGAUGACCUGGACUGGAUCCUUGAGAAAGAGCAAGAGCAGUCUGUGGAUGAUCAAGAUAUUGCAGGAAUGCCUUGCAGGGCCUCUGGUGGCUACAUCUCCCUGAAGUCUCCAACAAUCCAAGUUCCUAGUAAAAAGGCAAUUCUGAUCAGCCCCGUCCUACAUGGCACUCGGUGUCUGAAGUUCUGGUACAGAACAAUGGGCUCUGUCGCAGGCAAAAUCAACAUCUACACAAAACUCCUGAUUUCCUCUGAGUGGUACAAAGUCUGGUCUAUGAAGGAGGAUCAAGGCAUGGACUGGUAUCCAGUGGCCAUACCCAUCUCAGAGAUUGGUGAGCUACAGAUGGCUCUGGAAGGCGUGACUGGCCACAACCUGGGGAGUCGUGCUGGAAUUGAUGACCUCCUUGUCUGUAGAAAGCCAUGUUGGGAAUGCUAUAAUACUAAAAGCAUUUUGUGUGGGGAAAACAAAAUAAACUAAGUGUUGCUUUA